Messenger RNA from Pipistrellus kuhlii (Kuhl's pipistrelle), 6069 nucleotides. It is a transcript of the gene PBX1, whose product is annotated as PBX homeobox 1. Lineage: Eukaryota; Metazoa; Chordata; Mammalia; Chiroptera; Vespertilionidae. Gene Ontology annotation, cellular component: nucleus. Gene Ontology annotation, biological process: eye development; embryonic organ development; neuron development. The record is from RefSeq and is a predicted model, not a curated record. The transcript is spliced from 9 exons. Gene Ontology annotation, molecular function: DNA-binding transcription factor activity, RNA polymerase II-specific; RNA polymerase II cis-regulatory region sequence-specific DNA binding. Bases 640 to 1932 code for a protein of 430 amino acids.
CCCCUCCUCCUCCUCCUCCUCGCAGGCUGUGGUUCUGUGUUUCUGGAGUCCGGAGCCCGAGCUAAACAAAAGCAGGAGCUGGCGGGGCCGCCGGAGUUUGCGGAGCCGGAGGAGGAGCGAGCGGCGCGGUGCCCGCCGCGGCGGGGGGCUGUGGCUCGGCUCGCCCACCCCUCCGCGAUCGCCGGCCGGUGGGGCGGGGGCCGCGGGCGGGGGAAAGUUUGCUCGCAAACCCCCUGCCUGGUUCUGCCUCCUCCCGAUCCCUGCCUGUUUGCAAAGGGAUUAAGCCGGCGAUCCGAGCGCGGAGCCUUCCCUGCCUCGGCGGAGCCGGACGGAGCGCCCUGAGCCGGCUCUGAUUGCCCCCGUCCAGCGGGAAGGUGGUUUAUUUUCCUUGCUCUUCGGAGUCGACACCCUCCCCGGCAGCCCUCCCUCCCCCUCCCCCCGCAGCCCCUCCGCGCCCCCGCCCCCUCCGCUCGCCGUCCUCCCGCCGCCCUGCCCGGGGCGGCAGAGGGAUUUUUCUUUUGGUCUCUUCCCCUGCCCUGCUUAUCCUGAAAGGGCUUCGGAGGCCGCCGGCCGGACCGCAGCCGGAGCUUCCCGGGAGCGCGCGCAGGAGCCGGGCCGGCCGGGCGGCGCGGCGCGGAGAUGGACGAGCAGCCCAGGCUGAUGCACGCCCACGCGGGGGUCGGCAUGGCCGGGCACCCCGGCCUGUCCCAGCACUUGCAGGACGGGGCCGCGGGCGCCGAGGGGGAGGGCGGCAGGAAGCAGGACAUCGGGGACAUCCUCCAGCAGAUCAUGACCAUCACCGACCAGAGUUUGGACGAGGCGCAGGCCAGAAAACACGCGUUAAACUGCCACCGAAUGAAGCCGGCCCUGUUUAACGUGCUGUGUGAGAUCAAGGAGAAGACAGUUCUGAGCAUCCGGGGCGCCCAGGAGGAGGAGCCCACAGACCCCCAGCUGAUGCGCCUGGACAACAUGCUGCUGGCGGAGGGCGUGGCGGGCCCCGAGAAGGGGGGUGGCUCGGCGGCAGCGGCCGCGGCCGCGGCGGCCUCCGGAGGGGCCGGCUCCGACAACUCGGUGGAGCACUCGGACUACAGAGCCAAGCUGUCCCAGAUCAGACAGAUCUACCACACGGAGCUGGAGAAGUACGAGCAGGCCUGCAACGAGUUCACCACCCACGUGAUGAACCUGCUGCGCGAGCAGAGCCGGACCAGACCCAUCUCCCCGAAGGAGAUCGAGCGGAUGGUGAGCAUCAUCCACCGCAAGUUCAGCUCCAUCCAGAUGCAGCUCAAGCAGAGCACGUGCGAGGCCGUCAUGAUCCUGCGCUCCCGCUUCCUGGACGCGCGGCGGAAGAGACGGAAUUUCAACAAGCAGGCGACGGAAAUCCUGAAUGAGUAUUUCUAUUCCCAUCUCAGCAACCCUUACCCCAGCGAGGAAGCCAAAGAGGAGCUGGCCAAGAAGUGCGGCAUCACCGUGUCCCAGGUAUCAAACUGGUUUGGAAAUAAGCGAAUCCGGUACAAGAAGAACAUAGGUAAAUUUCAAGAGGAAGCCAAUAUUUAUGCUGCCAAAACGGCUGUCACUGCCACCAAUGUGUCAGCCCACGGAAGCCAGGCUAACUCACCCUCAACUCCCAACUCGGCCGGUUCUUCCAGCUCUUUUAACAUGUCAAACUCUGGAGAUUUGUUCAUGAGCGUGCAGUCACUCAAUGGGGAUUCUUACCAAGGGGCCCAGGUUGGAGCCAACGUGCAGUCACAGGUGGAUACCCUUCGCCAUGUUAUCAGCCAGACAGGAGGAUACAGUGACGGACUGGCGGCCAGUCAGAUGUACAGUCCCCAGGGCAUCAGUGCUAAUGGAGGUUGGCAGGAUGCGACUACCCCCUCAUCAGUGACGUCCCCUACAGAAGGCCCUGGCAGCGUCCACUCCGACACCUCCAACUGACCUCCCCACACGCCAUCCCCGCUGCCCUGCGCCCGGAGGGCGGGGCCGGAGGGAGUCUCCCACGCUGAAGCGGUCAGACCGGAGGCGCAGCGAUCAGCAGCCACCACGAGCUCCUCUCUCUCCUCCCGGGAUGCCCCUCCGGCCAAUCCGGACACUUCUUUAUACUCUGUCCCCUUUUCUGGGUAGAAGCCAGCCUUCCAGCCAGCAGCGUCAGCCUGUGCCCUCACCACCCCCCCUGCCCUCCACUCCCUGGGCCCUGCCCUCUACAUGUCACUGAAGGGUACUUUCAACCAUUAGAGGGAUUUCAAGAGAAAAAAUGCAAAGAAAACAAUAAAAGCAUUUGUAUGUUUUCACUCUGGUGGUAUGAGGAGCCACGUUACCUCAUGGAGCCCAUGCCCAGCACCCUGUCUCCCUCACUCACUACCUCUGGCAGGAACCACCCGCUGCCUCCCUCCCGGCUCCCCUGGGUCCUGCCACAGCCAGCUCUGAGGGUGCUCUGUCCUGGGUUCAGCUCCGCCAGGUCGAUGCCAGGCAGGCAGUCAGUGCAGGAGGGGUACAGCCUGAGAGGCAGCAUCCCGGCUGCUCGUUGUCCUCGGACAGCUCCUGGUUCAGAGUCAGAUGUGGGGGCAGGACGCUGGAAGCCAGGUGUGGGUCAGCACAGUGCCAAAUCAUCACAGAGGAAGGCAGUUCUCUCCUGAGCCCUCCCCACACAUGCAUGUGUGCACAUACCUGUAGGCACAUGCACCACCCCAUGAUCAGCCACAUGUCUCAUACAGAUGCCUACAUUAGCAACCAUGUCAUCCUCCUUGUGAGCCCAGGAGAGGAACUCUGUGAAGGACACAGGCCAGCAGCCCACAUGGUCUAGGACCGGGGGCCCCAGCAUGCACCCACAUGCACACACACACAUGCACCCAGGCACGCAUGCAUGCAUGCCAGAACCACCCCCACAGGGCAGGCCGGCUCCCAGGGUCCUGCUCUGCUGGCUCCACCUGAGCCAGAGGUGCGGGCACUUGUGCAAUGGAGUGCUCUGUCCUGUUUUGUCCGGGCGCCGGAGACAUGUCGUGACCUGUCCAGUUCUGUGUGCUGCAUCUGGGUCUGGAGGACGCGGUGGCGUGAGCGCUUGGCUUGUUACCUGUGUGCUGGCUUGUCCAGGACCUGUGAGUGACAGAGACGGAGGUCACGGUCUCCCAUGGGCAUGCCCAGAGAGACGCGCAGGGAAGCUGUUCCAUGUGGCUUGUCGAGGGCGCGGUGCGCGGUGCUCGGCUCUCGGGGCCUCGCUCCCGGAUCUGUGAUGGGCAGACGGUUUGGCCGGGCUUGUGGGACAGGACGUGGGGUCCUUGUCCCUGAGAUGCAGGCGAGGUCGGGAGCAGCGUCUGAGAGAAAUGCUCAGGUCAGGCGGGCACGGCUUUCCGGUCUAAGAUCUGUCACAUGGGACCUGCCGUCACCGCCACCGUGAUGGCAAAGGGAGGGGUCGUGGCUGUUGCUUGUUUGGUUGUUCUGGUCUGUUCGGUUUCUUAGAAUAGCGAUAACCUCCCAAACCAGAAACACCGGGCCUGGCUCUCAGCUGGUGCUUGAAUCUAAGGUGGGCCUUGGCGCGGCCCAGGCCCCACUGACCACCAGCUGGAGGUGUGGCCCUGCGGGCAGCUCUGCGUGACGCGGCCCAGUGGGCAGAAACGCUCCCGCAUGGCCACUGGGCAUGUGUGUUGGAGGGGAGAACACAUGGUGCUGGGAUUGUGUGAUGAGGAGCAUGAGAAAGCCACGUUGGGCCCGGGCCCCUAAGCCGUCACCAGGUCGGGCUCCACGCAGGGUGCCGAGGCAGGGACGCGGACGCAGGCCGGGAAUACCAGGAGCACCUCGCAGACGCCUGGCCUGGGGUGCAGGUUCUCCUGGAGCCGCAGGAAGGCGGGUUUGGGUGGCAGGGUUUCCAUUUUGGGUCAGCAGAAAGGGGAGCAGAGCGUGGCACCCGCCCCGUGGCAGCGCACUCACUGUACCGUCCCCUCCCUCCCCGGCCACGCUCACAUCCAGUGUGGCUCCAUGUAGGCUCUCAUGUUCAGUGAAAUGUGAGGAGAGUGGUGGGCACUGGGCCUGUGGCAGCAGUGCCCUGGGGGCUCCUCCUUCAAUCCCAUCUCCCUCCCCCCCAUGUGCUGGGGACAUGGGAGCCAGUGUCCUGGCCGCGGCGUCCCCUGGGAUUUGCCCCCUGUAACGGCUCAUCGCCCCCUUGCCGACCCUCCUCCCUGGGUGGGGUGGACCCCGCACACGCUUCUCCCUGGUGGCACCUUCGUGACAUGGUUUUAUUUGGCUGCUGGUUGCCUUUUCUCUCCCUUCCCCACCCCCCUUUCCUUCGGAGUUUUAUUUUUCUGCCCAGAAAAACCUGACUUCGAUACCAAAAAAAAAGAUAAAACUACAGAAACUCAAAUUUAAAGAAAACUUUUUAAAAAGAUACUCAACAAUCCUCUCAGCUUUAUUAACAUUUUCCAUUGUUUCUUGCGACUCGUGUCUUGUUCUUUGUAGUACUGAUGACGAACAUUUGAUAAUGAAUGUUCUUGUAUAUUCAGAUAAAGGGAAAAAAAAAACCAAAAACGCGGUCUGGAUUUAAAAGUGUUUAUAAUAAAGGUUUUAAAAAUGACCCUCGCAGCACGAAAAGCAGGACGGGGUCGCCUCCGCGCCCACGCCCUCAUCGCCACGUUUGUUUCCACACGGAACGACCCCCAUUGGCCACGCCCCCAUUGCUUUUCUUUUCCUGCAUUUGUGGAUUAGUUCAAGAAUGCUAGACAAGUGUCGAGUUGUGCACACCCAUUUCCUGUUCCACGAUGUUUAAAGUGACCGUAAUUCAUUUUGUAAACUAAAAAAAAGGAAAAAAAGGAAAAAAAAAAAGUUGGGAUAGUGAGCAUCAUAGAGGUACAACCUAACACAUUAUUAUGUUUCUUAACUUUGAGACCCAGAAAUGAAUUCUUUUCCCCCCUUUAUUCUUGAAAAUAUAACAACAACAAAAAAGGAUGAUGCUUUGUUUUGUGUUAUUUUUGGUUUGUUAAUGGGGUGCUUUUUUUAAUCGUCAGGACUGUGGUCUUGCUGUGUUUAUUCCUCACACAUGUACCAAGGCGAUGUGAAAGGCGGCAGCCGCGCUGAGGCUGUUUCUCGCUGCUUCGGUUUUGUCUGAGAAUCGAGCUGGCGUCACGGAUCAGGCCCCGGUGGGCGCCUGGUGGCUCCCUGCGCCCCCCUGCGCCCGGAGUGUGUGCACCGGCCAGCUCUGAGGAAGGUCAGGGCUCCGUUCUCCUCCCUUGCCUUGAAAGGAGCAGUUCUUGCCUUAUUGUGUGAGUGCCAAGGAGCGGCUCUCUUUCCUUCACCCUGAGGAGGGAGCUGGGGUGGCCAGGAUGCCUCCUCCCGCAGAAGCUUCCCGGCUGCUGGGAUGGCACUGGCUGGGCACCGGGAUGGGCUGGGGGCCCUAAUUUGGGUCAGGGUCCCGGGUGUUAUUCUCACACAGCCUUCUGGGUGCUGUUAUUGGUCCGGAGAAAAGAGGCGGUGACACCAGGAAGGAGCUCUCUUUUCACCUCUGUCAUUUAACAAAGGCCCGAGGGUCCGAGAGCAGCCAGCACCCAGGCCUCUCGGCUCUCCUCGAGGACUGGAGAAGCAGCCGGCAGCGGCGCUUUCUUAUGGUUCCACCCAAACCGCCCGCUUCUUUGAAGUCACAGCCGAACAGCAGCACGCUUUUCACAUCGCCUUGAUGGUUUCGAUCCCUCGCGCAAAGCUUUCUGGAAUCUUAUUUUUUGUAACCUCUUUGUUUUGUUUUGUUUUGUUUUGCCUUUUGUUAAAAUAAGUGAAACAUUCAACGUUUUCCCCUUUUCUCGCUUACUCCUCCCCUUCCCCUGGGCGCUUCCAGUUAUUUUGAAGUGUUCCCCUCGGCCGCUGGUUUAUCUCUGCUCCCUCCCUGCUCUUAUACUCAGAGUGUAACCCUGAAGCUCUGCCCUGUUUGGUUUGAAAGUUAAGCUUUUCUGCUUCUGCGAGCACCGGCUUCGUUCCUUUGAUCGACGGAAGCUCUGUGUUCUCAAUGAUGAUACUAACACGGUGUAGAUUUUACAGUCUCCUAAUUUGUACUGGUAAUGCAUAUUCCAAAUAAAUAGUUUCUUUUGUUGCAAAAAA